AAGCGAACAACCUCAAUUAAAAUCACACUUGCAAAUUUUUUCAUUAAUCGAAUAUUUUGUCUAGAGUGUUAAAAUUUGAAGUGUGAAAAUUUAUUUAAAAUUGAUAAAACCACUCGAAACGAUAAAAUAUGUAUACUCGUAUAUAAAAUGUAACCACAGAGGACAUUGAAUACCAUUUUUUUUAUUUCAUCAUAUCAUACAAAUGCGGCUGUACAGUUUACUAAUUAUCUCCACCCUAGUGGUCUUGGGGAUCGCUGACGGCGAUGAUGAUAACAAAAACUACAAUGUAACAAACCGUCCCUUCCCCAAGGGAUUCAAAUUCGGAGUGGCCACAGCCGCUUAUCAAAUCGAAGGGGCUUGGAACAUAGACGGAAAAGGGCCCCAAAUGUGGGACGAUUUUUUCCACGAAACCCCGAGCAGAGCUUUCGACGGCUCAAACGGAGACAUCGCUGUUGAUUCCUACCACCUUUACAAAGAGGAUAUUCGCUGCAUGGAAGAGGUCGGAGUCGAUUAUUAUAGAUUAUCACUUUCCUGGGCCAGAAUUUUACCCGACGGAACCACCGAUAACAUCAACCAGCUAGGAGUCGAUUACUACAUAAAGGUUUUCGAAGCAUUAGAAGCUAAAGGGAUCAAAACCAUGGUUACAAUCUACCAUUGGGAUUUACCUUCAGCGUUACACUCCAAAGGAGGUUGGCUAAAUCCGGACAUCAUAAACUGGUUCGCUGAUUACGCAGAGCUUUGCUACAAGCUCUUCGGGAAAUAUGCAGACAGUUGGAUCACCAUCAACGAGCCGAAGCAGAUUUGCCAUGGAGGUUAUGGCAUCGGAGCUUACGCUCCCGGUAUUGUUUCCAACGGUAUUAAAGAUUACAUUUGCGCCAAAAACGUUCUACUAGCUCACGCUAAAGCUUGGAGGAUAUGGGACGAGAAAUACAGGAAGGUUUAUGGUGCUAAAAACACCUUGGUGAUCGAUUCUGAUUGGUACGAACCGUCUACUAACAGCAAAGAGGAUGCGAUCGCUUCUGAUACUAAGCUCCAGUUUGUUCAUGGAAUGUAUGGAAAUCCGGUAGUAAACGGAAAUUGGCCGGAUGUAAUGAUCAAAAACGUCGCUGAUUUGAGUCGCAAACAGGGCUUCAACGAAUCUCGUUUACCAGCAUUUACCGAAGAAGAACAAAAAUUAUUAAAAGGCAGGAUUCAACCUAUUAUGUUGACGCUUAAAAUCACUUCUUGUAUUAUUGCAGGAACUUACGAUUUCUUUGCUUUAAACCACUACACGACUUACAUGGUUAAAGCUAGAACUCAAGAAAUCCUCACUGUUAGCUGGGAUGAUGAUUCCAAAGUCGAUAUCUACCAGAAGAGUGAAGAUAUUUGGAAACCAGCCGCUAUCGAUUGGUUCAGAAUAGUUCCAUGGGGCUUUGGAAAACUUCUUAGAUGGAUGAGGAAAACCUACGGCAACAUCGAAAUUGUCAUUACCGAAAACGGUGUAUCAGACAAAACUGGUAUUCUCAAAGAUCAAACUAGAAUCGACUUUUUAAGAAAUUACAUGAGUCACAUGUUAGACGCCAUUCACGAAGCUGACGUGAACGUUACAGCUUACACGCUUUGGACAAUAAUGGACAACUUCGAGUGGACUUUGGGAUACAUAGGUAAAUCGGGACUCUAUUACGUGAAUCGCACCGACCCGGCUCUCCCGAGGAUACCUAAGGAUUCCGCCAAAUAUUACUCAAAAAUAAUCAAAACCAAAUGCUUAAUCGAUGAUUGUUUGAAUGAAUAAUCCAAAAGGUACUACUAAAUAAAUGUAUU
Phyllotreta striolata is the source of this 1800-nucleotide messenger RNA. The record is from the annotation of a GenBank genome assembly. Lineage: Eukaryota; Metazoa; Arthropoda; Insecta; Coleoptera; Chrysomelidae.